UCCUCCAGCUCCAUAAGCGCCCGGAUGCAAACCUGCAGCGCCAGUCAGGACAACAUGGUUGCUUGACUGAGCACUGUAUUAGAGGCGCGUGCUGGAAUCUCAGCGGGUUUGCUGCUACACAAAUCGUGAUCUUCCCUUUAUCUCCAGCGUCCUUUCAUUUUGACUAGUAGGUGGCGAACCAUUUUCGGACAACACUUCCGUUCCUGGCUGAGGACUUCUUGGUGUACGGAACACGAAGAGAGCCAAACAAUGGAAUGCCCUCUCCUGCCUGCAUUGCUCACAGCUUCAGAGACUUCAGAGGUUAAACGGCUUAGUUAGCAGUGUACCUCUCCUCCUAGAACACGCGCAGCAGAGGGAGGAAGAAGAAGAAGAAGAAGAAGAGCAAAAAAGCAGAGGGAAUUUUUUUUUUUUUUUUUUUCCCUUUAAAAACGCAGCACCUUUUUUGUUUCGUUUAGUGCUCCAGAGUUGCUUUUCUUUUGUUUGAAUUUAAUUUAAGUACUGGCACCAUGACGGAUUUAUCACCGUACCUAUGGAUGGUAGUAAUUGGCUUCAUCAUCGCCUUCAUCUUGGCAUUUUCAGUGGGAGCCAACGAUGUUGCAAACUCGUUUGGCACGGCAGUGGGCUCAGGGGUGGUCACGUUGCGCCAGGCCUGUAUCCUAGCCUCAAUUUUUGAAACGCUGGGCUCCAUACUUCUUGGUGCAAAAGUGGGUGAGACUAUUCGGAAAGGGAUUAUAGAUGUCAACUUGUACAAUGACACCAUACCCAUACUGAUGGCAGGCGAGGUCAGCGCCAUGGUCGGGUCUGCGGUUUGGCAACUCAUUGCCUCAUUCCUCAAGUUGCCCAUUUCUGGUACCCAUUGUAUAGUGGGAUCUACUAUUGGCUUUUCCAUGAUAGCCAUCGGCACCAAAGGAGUGCAGUGGAUGCAGCUGGUCAAAAUUGUUGCCUCCUGGUUCAUCUCUCCUCUGCUGUCAGGCCUCAUGUCUGGCCUACUCUUCUAUAUUAUCAGAUUUCUCAUUCUUAAUAAAGAUGAUCCUGUUCCAAAUGGCCUCCGUGCUUUGCCCCUCUUUUAUGCCUCAACUAUCGGCAUCAACACAUUCUCCAUCAUGUAUACAGGAGCUCCCUUGUUGGGCCUGGAGUUGCUCCCAGUAUGGGCCAUCGCCCUCAUCACCCUGGCUGGAUCUCUGGUGUGUGCUGUUGUGGUCUGGAUCUUUGUCUGCCCCUGGAUGAAAAGGAAAAUAGCAAGUAAGCUGAAAAAAGAACACGUUCUCUCGCGCAUCUCUGAUGAGAGUCUCGAUAAGAUUCCUGAGGAAGAAGAGGAGGCGCCGGUGUUUAAAGAGCUUCCAGGGGCAAAGGGUAAUGAUGACUCUGAACUGCCCUUGACUGGAGAAUCCACAGGAGAGUUAAAUAGCCUGGCCAAUGGUGGCACCGUCCUUCCUAACGGACGGAUGUAUGGUCGCACUCACUCCAUGACAAACGGUUGUUUGAAGUCGCCCGUGUCCAACGGAAGCUUUGGUUUCGAUGGCCAUAUGCGCAGCGAUGGCCAGGUGUACCACACUGUGCACAAGGACUCUGGUCUCUACAAGGAUCUGUUACACAAGAUCCACGUGGGCCGGUUGGAGGAAGAGCGGCCCGACAUCACCCACAGAGUCCUGCGUCGCAACAACAGCUACACAUGCUACACAGCGGCCAUCUGUGGCAUGGCCGUACAGCCCCUACUCCGCUCAGAGUCGAGCGCUGCAACACCACCUGAGGACAGCGAGAAGCUGGUGGGUGAAAGUGUCUCCUAUUCUAAGAAGCGCGUCCGUUACGACAGCUACUCUAGCUACUGCAACGCCGUGGCCGAGGCUGAAAUCGAGGCAGAGGAAGGGGGUGUGGAUGUAAAACUGGGAUCUGACAAGCUUGAGUCAAUGCAAGGUGAAGGAGGGAUACUUGAGGACUGUGUUGAUGAGGACAAAGAAGAGAAGGACAAGCCCCAGGUGUUUCUGCUCUUUCAUUUCCUGCAGAUCCUCACUGCCUGCUUUGGGUCUUUUGCACAUGGUGGCAACGAUGUCAGUAAUGCCAUUGGCCCACUGGUGGCACUGUGGAUGAUCUAUGAGCAGGGGGGUGUAAUGCAGGACGCAGCCACUCCUGUGUGGCUGCUCUUAUACGGUGGCCUGGGUAUCUGCACUGGCCUGUGGGUGUGGGGACGGCGUGUAAUCCAGACCAUGGGCAAGGACCUCACGCCCAUCACGCCUUCCAGUGGAUUUUGCAUUGAAGUAAUGAGUGCUCUAACAGUGCUUGUUGCUUCCAAUGUGGGCGUUCCCAUAAGCUCCACCCACUGCAAGGUGGGUUCAGUGGUCGCUGUUGGCUGGUUGCGCUCAAAGAAGGCAGUAGAUUGGCGUCUCUUCCGGAAUAUUUUCCUGGCUUGGUUCGUCACUGUUCCUGUAGCAGGCCUGUUCAGUGCUGCCGUCAUGGCCCUGUUCGUCUACGGCAUCCUGCCUUUCGUAUGAGGGCGAGGACCAGAGAUGGGGAAACUUACUCAAGGUGAUUGGAAAGGCGACAAAGUUUUAUCUGACCAGGAGAUGGUAAGAAGAAAGGACUGAAAGUUAAUGCCGAUGGAAAUAGAUAGGCUUCCUAGGAUGCAUCUAGAAUCUUCUGAUUAACUGUCCUUCGUUAUCUCUACAAAUGUAUCUUUUUUUUUUUUUUUUUUUAUCCUCCCCCCUCCCUGUUUUAGCUGUUGUUACUGAACACUGUAGAUCUCAAAUUUCAUCCAUAAAGACAGAGAAGCAUUAACACACACGCACCAAAAAAAAAAAAAGUUUCUCUCAUAAGUGAUCAUGCCACUAAAAUUAGCUAAUGGUUAUGGGUGCAAAUACAUGAGCAGAUCUCACGGCAGCACAUAUAAACUCUGUAUACACACACACACACAAACACGUGCAUGCAUUUUUAAUCAUCAGACAAUGUACUGAUGCAUGACAAAAAAGAGUUGCGACGCACCAUAGAGCACAGUUGAGAUCAUUCAGAAAGCACAAAGCUUCAGUGUCCUACUUCAUUAAAUGGCUAUAUGAGGUUUUAUUCAAUCAGAAAUUAUACACGGUUCAAUUAUAAGAGCUGCAGUAUACUAUUGUCCACUCAAUGUUAAAACAGAGGUCAUACAAGUUCUACACUGCAAUAACUGCUGUAUCUCUUGGAACUUUGACAUGGGGUCCUUUUUUAAAUAAAAAAAAAGUGUAAAUAUCAUGUA
Molecule: messenger RNA, 3223 nt
Organism: Silurus meridionalis
Lineage: Eukaryota; Metazoa; Chordata; Actinopteri; Siluriformes; Siluridae
Gene: slc20a2
Product: solute carrier family 20 member 2
Exons: 11
Coding region: 507-2489 (660 amino acids)
Biological process (GO): phosphate ion transmembrane transport
Cellular component (GO): membrane
Molecular function (GO): phosphate transmembrane transporter activity
Source: RefSeq, a predicted model, not a curated record